Hemisphaericaspora subhashii is the source of this 2229-nucleotide messenger RNA. RefSeq names its product alpha-mannosyltransferase. NCBI's taxonomy places the organism in Eukaryota, Fungi, Ascomycota, Pichiomycetes, Serinales, Debaryomycetaceae. The transcript has a single exon. The coding region runs from base 1 to 2229 and encodes 742 amino acids. Gene Ontology annotation, molecular function: alpha-1,3-mannosyltransferase activity. Gene Ontology annotation, biological process: protein O-linked glycosylation. Gene Ontology annotation, cellular component: Golgi apparatus. The record is from RefSeq and is a predicted model, not a curated record.
AUGUAUGGCACAAUACUCGUUAAACGAAAACUAAAUAAAGUGAUAGUAGUGGCUACAAUAUUUUGGUUCUUUACAAUUGUUUAUUAUGUAUGGAAUGAUUCAAUUGAAUCUAUAAAACAAUCAGUAUAUGAUUCUUAUAGUAAUUAUAAUAAUAAUGACAGUCAGGGAUAUGUCCCUGCUACAGUAGAACAAGAAGAACAUGAAGAAACAAAAAGUAAUUAUACACUGGACCCACUUAUGACUUAUUUAUUCUCACAAAAUAUAGAUGUGAGGGACAUACCAGAUCAACCUUCAAGUAUUUAUACUAAAGUUUUUUCGGAACAUAGUGUAUCAUCUAUAAUUGGGAAUUUAAACUUUGAUGAAAGAUGUGUGAUAUAUUUCAAGAGUUUAGUGACUCAAGAUCAGAAUUGGCAUUUCACACCAAACAAUUGGGAUAAAUUAUUUGAAGAUGGUCAAUUUGAUCACUUUAAAGAAAAAUAUCUUGAAAAAUUAAAGAAAGAAUUCAAACAUGAAGAAGGAGAUGAAAGUUAUGAAUCUGAAUUUCAAAACUAUCUUUUGGGCAAAUAUGAAGAUUAUAAAACAUCAAUUAUUGAACAACAUUUGAUUGAUCAUUUGGCUGCAGUUAGGAUAUUUAAUAAAUGUUAUAUCAGUAAUGAUGAUCAAACUCAAAUCAAACAAACCAACAAGUUUAUAAAUACCCAAAGGAAACAAAUCCAAUAUCCCGAUGGGUUUUCACAUACAGAAUUAGAAAAAUUACAUGCAUUUGAUGUUGACUCAGUCUUGGAAUCUAGAGUAUAUCCUUGGCUAUCUUUUGAAAACCCAACCUAUGAACAUUGGACAGGUGAUAUAUAUUAUCAUCCUCCAGAUAUGACUAGACCAAAACAUAUCCAAAAGAGAAAGUAUUCAAAAUCAUCUUUCCUUAAACAAUUCCAAAACUCGUGUAAUGGGAAGGGGAUUGUUUUGACUAUUCCGGAAUCACAUAUUGAUACUACAAUUAGAUUGAUUUCUUUGUUGAGAGCUUUGAAUAAUCAAUUACCUAUACAAAUCAUCUAUGAUAACUUAUCAAAAUCAGGUAAACAACAAUUGAUAAAUGCAGCCAGAGAGGAUUUUGUUGUAUUACCUCAAUCAUUCAAAAAAGUAGCAAAGCAUUUCCCAAGUGAUUAUAAGACUCAUGGAUUACCAAAGCAAGAUAUUUGGUUUGUCAAUGUUGCAAAUGCAAUUCAUGUUAAUUAUAGAGAUAAAUUUCAAACAUGGUAUAGUAAAUUCUUGGCUACUUUAUUUAAUUCAUUUAAUGAAUUUAUCUUAAUGGAUGAUGAUACUGUCUUAUUACAGAAUCCAGAAUAUUUCUUCGAUAUCGCAGGAUAUAAACAAUCGGGAGCUUAUUUCUACAAAGAUAGAACCGGUUAUGAUGGAAGAGGAAAAGAUCAAUUGGAUUUAUUCAAGAAAUUAUCUCCAAGUUUAGUAGACUCAGUGAUGUUUAAUAUGCCACUUAUAACCAACCACACCCUUUCAUUAAACACAUUCAAAAAUGGAUUAUAUCACCUACAAGAAUCAGGAGUCGUUGUCAUCAACCGAGACACACAUUUUACUGCCCUACUCAUGAUCCUUCAAUUAAAUCAAAUCGAUUACUUACGUGAUAGAGUUCUAGGUGAUAAAGAACUCUUUUGGUUAGGGUUUGUCAUUGCCGGAGACGAAUCAUUCGAAUUCAACAACAACCACGCCGCUUCUAUCGGAUUAGUCACCCCUCACCCCGAAGAAAGACAUCGACCAGAUGGAUCCUCCCAUCGAUCAGUUGAGAUAUGUUCUCCCCACCCAGGACAUAUCGAUAAUGACAAUCAUACUUUAGCGUGGAUAAAUUCCGGAUUUAGAUUCUGUCAUAGUGCUCAUGAAAUUGAUUAUGAACACGAAGUCCAAAUUGGUAGAUUGCUUAAAUCGAUCACACAAGCUUUUGAAUUAGAGAAACUAUAUGAAUCCCCGUUAAGAAUUAAUCAUGCGGUCGUGCCUGCGUUUGAUGGUAGAGAUCAUCCAAAUAAUCAAGAUGAGCCUGAUUACGGUUGGUUAAUGGACGGGGGGUAUUGUAAAGGAUAUAUGUGGUGCGGAUAUUCUAGUAUUGGGGGGACGACUAAUGAUGACACUAAUAAUUCUUUGGAUGGGCUUUUGGUUGAGUUUGAAGAUUGGGAGAAGGAUUUGUUUACCUAUUAUGGAGAUAUUUGGGUGGGAUUAGAAUAG